Messenger RNA from Dichotomopilus funicola, 2496 nucleotides. Its product is annotated as MCM2/3/5 family-domain-containing protein. Gene Ontology annotation, cellular component: nucleus; MCM complex. The transcript has 2 exons. Gene Ontology annotation, molecular function: single-stranded DNA helicase activity; ATP binding; single-stranded DNA binding. Gene Ontology annotation, biological process: DNA strand elongation involved in DNA replication; double-strand break repair via break-induced replication; mitotic DNA replication initiation. NCBI's taxonomy places the organism in Eukaryota, Fungi, Ascomycota, Sordariomycetes, Sordariales, Chaetomiaceae. The record is from RefSeq and is a predicted model, not a curated record. The annotation marks the transcript as partial.
AUGUCAUCCCCAUCCAAACGAUCAACGCGCAGUUCGGCCACACCAGGCCGAGCCACGCGCAGUUCGCAGCAGCAACAGAGCAGCCCCGCAGCCGGCCCCUCCAACCCGAAUCCCAAUGCCGCCGCCGCCGCGAGAACCCCCCGCCAGACGAGGGCAUCGCAGCUGGCUUCGAGCCCGCUGUUCUAUCAGUCGUCCCCGGCCAAUCCAGCCGCGCCCUCGUCCCCGCUACGCCAGAUGAGCAACAGCCAGAGUACUGCUGCGAAUGCUCCCAGCUCGCCGUUGCGCCAGCAGACUGAGACGCAGAGUGCUGGGGAACGGACGCCGCGCGCGAGUGCUCGCCUUAUCGGCGACUCCUCUCCGAUCCGCUACGACCCCAGCUCCAGCCCCGGCCACCAGCUCACCCAGCAGUCCGAUCUCCGCAGCGACAGCAGCGCCCUGUUUGUGGGUUCACAGCGAUCCACCACCAGGUCCCACCGCGGUGAUAUCAACCCAGAUGUCGUCCGGACGCCCCAGGUCCCGCGUCGGAUUCUCCUCGACGACACCGGCCGGGUAAUUCGGGACGGCUCGACGCUUGGAUCGGAUGCCGCCUCGUUUGCAAACAACAACCCCCACACCUCGGAAGCCGAUGCGCUCGGCGGCCCGAGCCAGAGUCUCGUGUGGGGUACGACUGUCUCGCUGGAAGACUCGUUCGCGUCGUUCCGGGACUUCCUCAAGAACUUCACACGGAAAUACCGGAUGUGGGCCGAUGGCGCGACCGAGGCCGACACGAACGGGGAGCCCGAGGCCGAGGCGAAGCCAUACUGGGAGGCCAUGGAGAACAUGCUGCUGCUCGGCACCAACAAGCUGUACCUCGACCUACGCGACCUCAAGGCGUACCCGCGCACCGUUAAGCUGUGGCAUCAGGCCCAGGCAUACCCGACCGAAAUCAUCCCCGUCAUGGAUCAGUGUGUCCACGACUGCAUGAUCGAGCUUGCACAGGCCGAGAUGGCGAGCCAAAGGGCCGCCUCCCACAACACCGCGGGGACCGGUGCACCACCGCAGGCCUCGCAGAGCUCCGAGAUCGCCUUCCCCAGCUCGGACCGGCCCGAGGAACCGUCAACCCCCCGGCCCUCGCAGCGCGAGCAGCUCACGCUCGAGGACCAGGUCAUCAAGCAGCAGUACCUGGUCCGGCCCUGGGGCACCGACAAGUCCAUCAACCUGCGCGACCUCAACCCCUCCGACAUGGACAAGCUCAUCUCCAUCAAGGGCCUCGUCAUCCGCGCGACGCCCGUGAUCCCAGACAUGAAGUCGGCCUUCUUCAAGUGCGGCACCUGCGGCCACUCCGUCUCGGUCGAACUAGACCGCGGCAAGAUCCGCGAGCCCACCGAAUGCCCCCGCGCCCGCUGCAAGCAAAAGAACUCGAUGCAAAUCAUCCACAACCGCUGCCUGUUCGAGGACAAGCAGGUCAUCAAACUCCAAGAAACCCCCGACGCCGUGCCCGCCGGCCAGACCCCGCACUCAGUGUCGGUGUGCGUCUACAACGAGCUGGUCGACUUCUGCAAGGCCGGUGACCGCGUCGAGCUCACGGGUAUCUACAAGGUCACUCCCGUGCGUGUGAACCCGCGGAUGCGGACCGUCAAGAGCGUGCACAAGACCUACGUCGAUGUCGUCCACGUGCAAAAGGUCGACAAGAAGCGCAUGGGCAUCGACCCGUCCACUUUGGACCUGGCCGAGGAAGAAGAAGCCCACGUCAGCGGCCAGAGCCUAGACGAAGUCAAGAAAGUGUCCGCCGAGGAAGAGGAGAAGAUCCGCGCCACGGCCGCGCGACCAGACAUCUACGAACUCCUCGCCCGCUCUCUCGCACCGUCCCUACACGAAAUGGACGACGUCAAAAAGGGCAUCCUCCUCCAGCUCUUCGGCGGCACCAACAAAACCUUCGAAAAGGGCGCCAGCCCCCGCUACCGCGGCGACAUCAACGUUCUCCUCUGCGGCGACCCGUCGACGGCCAAAUCCCAAAUGCUCUCCUACAUCCACCGCAUCGCGCCUCGCGGCGUCUACACCAGCGGCAAGGGGUCUUCCGCGGUCGGUCUCACAGCCUAUGUCACGCGCGACCCGGAAACCCGGCAACUCGUGCUCGAAUCCGGCGCCCUUGUCUUGUCGGACGGCGGCGUCUGCUGCAUCGACGAGUUCGACAAGAUGAACGACUCCACGCGGUCGGUGCUGCACGAGGUUAUGGAACAGCAGACCGUGUCGGUCGCUAAAGCGGGUAUCAUCACCACGCUCAACGCGCGCACGAGUAUCUUGGCUUCGGCCAACCCUAUUGGGAGCCGGUAUAAUCCGGACUUGUCCGUGCCGCAGAACAUUGAUUUACCGCCGACGCUGCUGUCGCGGUUUGAUCUGGUGUAUCUGAUCUUGGACCGGGUGGAUGAGAAGACGGAUCAGCGUCUGGCGCGCCAUUUGCUGUCGAUGUAUCUUGAGGAUAAACCUGAGUCUGCCCAGAGCAACAAUGACAUUCUC